Messenger RNA from Sphaeroforma arctica JP610, 157 nucleotides. RefSeq lists its product as hypothetical. The transcript has a single exon. The record is from RefSeq and is a predicted model, not a curated record. The annotation marks the transcript as partial. Lineage: Eukaryota; Ichthyosporea; Ichthyophonida.
AUGCAUGUUGGAGCAGGUAGUCGUGACAAUAGUAACAAUGGCGAUGGAGGUAUUGAUACAGAAUCGCCAGGGCUUUAUGAGGCCAGCGACAGUAGUGACGACAACGAAUACAAGAUCACAGGCUUGUACGGUUUGUCCGAGAGUAGCGAGGAGAGCA